AUGUUUUUUCAGCCCUUUAGAAGGGAUUGGCAAACGGAUUGGCCUGAGGGAGAGUUCCACGUGGAGCCAUGGUUGGGAUUGGCGGAGCUUGGCCUUGAGCCGCACGCAUCUCAUUCAACGUCGGCGACUUGCGUUGUUGAGCAGCAAAUGGUUACACUAACCCGAUGUGCUUGGAGUGUUGCUUCCCAACAAGUUGUCCAAAUUGACAAGGUUCUUGUUCUCUCCAAGGAAGUUCUCCGGAGUUUUUCGUGUUCCGUUGGUGGAGUUGUUGGUGGCAGAGGUGCUCAGAGAGUUGGUUGGGGAAAGGAGCUAAAAAAUAAUAUUAUAAUAUUUAUAACUUCUGACAUUACUAAUGUAAAACGUACAUCUCCUCCGAGAAGGUCAAACGAGUUGCUAUUCGGCAUGGUGGCGGAUGGAGCGGAAGCUGGAGCAUCCCAUGCAGCGAACGGAUCCGAGUUUCCAGUUGGAGCAACUUGUGGAGCAAUGGAGCUUGCCCAUGGGUCGUUGGAGGAAGAAGUGAACAACUGA
Molecule: messenger RNA, 528 nt
Organism: Caenorhabditis remanei
Lineage: Eukaryota; Metazoa; Nematoda; Chromadorea; Rhabditida; Rhabditidae
Exons: 3
Coding region: 1-528 (175 amino acids)
Source: RefSeq, a predicted model, not a curated record